AAGUAUAAAAUUACUUGUAUGUUGACAACGACAUGGUCUUUCUUCAACCUCUCUUCUACUGAGAAAGAAAGCAUAAUUCUCAAAGGAAAGAAAAAAUAAGAAAGCUUCAAACAAGAGCUCGUUUUGGUGCUCAAACAAGUAGAUGUAGGAAAGUGAUGAUGAGCUUUUGAGUUAAAAAUCUAUAGAUAUUUGAAGAGAGAGAGAGAGAGAAGGGAUUUUGUAUUGUUGUUGAAGUGUUGUUUGGUGGUGAUUUAUUUGAGUGACAAAUGAUGGCUGGAAACCCUAAUUCGUGGAGCAUGAAUGGCAUGCAUCCACAAUCUCAGUUUGUUUAUGGCUCCAAUUCCUCAAAUCCAUCUUCAACUACUGCUGCUGAUCAUCCCUCCCAAGAUUUCCCAGUUAGGUCUUGGAGCCAGUUGCUUCUGGGUGGAUCGGGAGUUGGAGAAGAGGAGAGAUUUGGAGCGAGCCUCUUUCACCAACAAAAGAAGCUGGAGAAUUGGGAAGAUCAAGUGCUGAAUUUGAAUCCAAGUAGUUUUGAUGUGAAGCAAGAAGCAGCUCAAUCUUCAAGCUGCCAAAUCUAUGACGAUGAAUUCAAGCCCUCCAAUUCAUGGCCGGUUUCCUCCCCAACCUCCUGUGUCACAUCUCUCUUCAACUUCUCCGCCGGAAAGCCGCCCGCCGCCGACGCCAACCAUUCAUCCGAGUGCAACAGCACAAUUACUGGUGGGGUAUCAAAGAAGGCUAGGGUUCAACAGUCUUCAGCCCAACCAGCUCUCAAGGUGAGAAAGGAGAAAUUAGGGGAUAGAAUAACAGCACUUCACCAGCUUGUUUCCCCAUUUGGCAAGACUGACACUGCUUCUGUUCUGUCAGAAGCCAUUGGCUACAUUAGAUUCCUUCAAGGCCAGAUCGAGGCACUAAGCUCUCCCUACAUGCGCAAUGCAUCAGUAGGUACAGGUCAUCAUCCUCAACAUUCUGUUCAAGAAAGGAAUUGUUUAUUUCCCGAAGAGGAUUCAGAAAGUGAAGGGGGUGUAAAGGACUUAAGAAGUAGAGGGUUGUGUUUGGUUCCCAUAUCUUGCACCCAAAACGUGGGAAACGAGAGCGGCGCCGACUAUUGGGCACCGGCGGCUCUGGGCGGAGGGUUUUAAAUUGGUGAGGCUGUAACAUCAGAAGCAGUCAUUCUGUGGAAAACGUAAGGGAUUGACUGCCUCUGAUGCUACUGCAGCCUGGCUUUAAUGUAUUGUAAUUCAUCAAGCUUAAUAAUGUUUCAUCUCAUCUUAUAAUGCCAUGUUUAUGCAUGCA
Molecule: messenger RNA, 1293 nt
Organism: Salvia miltiorrhiza (redroot sage)
Lineage: Eukaryota; Viridiplantae; Streptophyta; Magnoliopsida; Lamiales; Lamiaceae
Product: transcription factor bHLH68-like
Exons: 8
Coding region: 267-1139 (290 amino acids)
Biological process (GO): regulation of transcription by RNA polymerase II
Cellular component (GO): nucleus
Molecular function (GO): DNA-binding transcription factor activity, RNA polymerase II-specific; RNA polymerase II cis-regulatory region sequence-specific DNA binding; protein dimerization activity
Source: RefSeq, a predicted model, not a curated record